Lodderomyces margitis is the source of this 990-nucleotide messenger RNA. RefSeq names its product phosphoprotein phosphatase PP4 catalytic subunit (gene PPH3). Gene Ontology annotation, cellular component: cytoplasm; nucleus. Gene Ontology annotation, biological process: peptidyl-serine dephosphorylation; double-strand break repair via homologous recombination. Gene Ontology annotation, molecular function: protein serine/threonine phosphatase activity. Bases 1 to 990 code for a protein of 329 amino acids. The transcript has 2 exons. The record is from RefSeq and is a predicted model, not a curated record. Lineage: Eukaryota; Fungi; Ascomycota; Pichiomycetes; Serinales; Debaryomycetaceae.
AUGUUAAACCUAGACCAGACAAUAGAACAUAUCAAGCAAUGCAAACUAAUACCAGAAUCAGACGUUGAGGAAAUAUGCACCCAGCUAAUUGACAUUCUAAUAGAAGAAUCAAACAUUCAACAUAUUAACACUCCCGUCACCAUAUGUGGUGAUAUCCAUGGACAACUUCAUGACUUAAUCACUAUAUUCACCAUAGGAGGUGGUUUACCCGAGACGCAAUAUGUGUUUCUUGGAGAUUUUGUCGACCGUGGGUUCAAUUCAUUAGAAUCGUUGUUGUUGCUCAUGACUUACAAGUUGAAAUACCCGGCUAAAAUUACGUUAAUACGAGGCAAUCAUGAAUCACGACAAAUCACCACCGUAUAUGGGUUCUACGAUGAGUGUUUGAGAAAAUACGGGUCAGUUAAUGUAUGGAGGUAUUGUUGUGACGUAUUUGAUUAUCUAAGUCUAGGAGCCGUAAUCAAUGGUCCAAGCGGCAGUAGUAAUGGAGACGGCGUCUUUUGUGUUCAUGGUGGACUAAGUCCCGAGAUCGAUUCCAUAGAUCAAAUACGCAUCCUCGAUCGAAAACAAGAAGUGCCUCACGAGGGGGGGAUGUGUGAUUUGUUAUGGAGCGACCCAGACGAAGAUGUCAAAGGCUGGAGUAUAUCGCCACGAGGGGCCGGGUUCUUGUUUGGCGAAUCAGAGGUUGAUAAGUUUCUCCAUUUGAAUAAAGUUGGCUUGAUUGCUCGAGCUCAUCAGUUGGUGAUGGAGGGGUACAGAGAGAUGUUUGAUCUGAAGUUAGUUACUGUUUGGUCGGCCCCUAAUUAUUGUUAUCGGUGUGGAAAUGUUGCAAGUGUGUUGAAAAUUGAUGAUGAUUUGAACAGAGAGUAUAAGGUGUUUGAAGCUGUUGAUUAUAAUGGUGAAGAUGAUGAAGAUGAAGAGGGGGAUGAGAGGUGGAGAAAUGGAGGUGUAAGUGCCUUGAGUAAGAAACCGGUUGUUGAGUAUUUCUUGUAG